AUGCCAUCGUUGCCCAGUGAAACUAUGGACCAUGUCAAAAUCAGAGUAAAUAACGUUUACGAUGAGUUCUCGGUGGGUUUUGCUAUGGAAAUUGGUUGUAAUCGCAUGUUCAGUGGCAACAAAUGUUGUUCGCCACGUUCGUUUUCCUCUCGCUCAUCAUGUGCGGUUGCUGGUGUCUUUGUGCUGCGAAUCAGUUGAAUCGAGGUUCAAAAUAUAAAAAAAUCGAUCGGCCCACAAUGAAUUUCAGAAGAGAUUGACACUUAUCACUUAGAAAGCGAGUUCCUUUCGGAUGACGAGAAAGAGAAAAGAACGAAAGGCGGCGCUGACGAGCCGGAUGAAUCGGAACGACUACAAAAUUACUUGAAUUCGGUUCGAAAAACUGUCUACAAAAUCCCCAAACCAAUCUGUUUCAGCUCAUCGACAAUUUGUGUUUUGUGAAGAAAGAAGAAGUCUUCUAA
Messenger RNA from Caenorhabditis sp. 36 PRJEB53466, 458 nucleotides. NCBI's taxonomy places the organism in Eukaryota, Metazoa, Nematoda, Chromadorea, Rhabditida, Rhabditidae. The record is from the annotation of a GenBank genome assembly.